Molecule: messenger RNA, 1466 nt
Organism: Clupea harengus (Atlantic herring)
Lineage: Eukaryota; Metazoa; Chordata; Actinopteri; Clupeiformes; Clupeidae
Product: E3 ubiquitin-protein ligase TRIM47-like
Exons: 4
Coding region: 229-1311 (360 amino acids)
Molecular function (GO): protein binding; zinc ion binding
Source: RefSeq, a predicted model, not a curated record
UUAUUCAGUUCAUGAAUGGUGAAAAAUGAAUUACAGUAUUCUCUACAUGUCAGCGUUUGCAAAGAACUUUGUUCUUAACUGACUCAAAGGCCUUGUCCUUAUCAAUGACAGGAGGCUGUUUACACGAACACGCCCACCCAACCAGGAAGACGUUUCAAAGUUGCAGCGAUUUCAGGCGAAACGAAACUACGUGAAAACCUGUGAGGCGUUACACAGCACAAACGAAGAAUGGCAGAAGCAGCUCCAAGUAACCACGAACUUAUUACAUGUUCGAUUUGUUUGGAUCUUCUUAGGGAUCCAGUGACUACUAAUUGUGGACACAGUUACUGUAUGGGCUGCAUUACGAGCUUUUGGGAUCAGGAAUAUCAGAAGGGAGUCUACAGCUGCCCCCAGUGCAGACAGACGUUCACCCCAAGACCCGUUUUAAGCAAAAAUCAUAUUUUUGCUGAGCUGGUGGAACAGAUCAAGAAGACCAGAAUCCAAGCUGCUGCUCCUGUUCCGUGUACUGCUGGACCUGGAGAUGUGGAGUGUGAUGUCUGCACUGGGAGAAAACUCAAAGCUGUGAAGUCCUGUCUGGAAUGUCUGGUUUCAUACUGUGAAACUCACUACAAAGCUCACAAUGAACUUAAUCCUGGGCGAAAACACAAGGUGACUGAUGCCACCGGCCAGCUACAAGAGAGGAUCUGCACCCAACAUGAGAAGCCUCUGGAGAUAUUUUGUCGUACGGACCAAAGUUGUGUUUGUUGGCUCUGUCUGGUGGAUGAACACAAAGGCCAUGACACUGUGUCAGCCUCUGCAGGGAGGAGAGAGAAACAGACACACUUCGGGGAGACCCAGAAUCAAAUCCAGCAGAGAAUCCAGGAGAGAGAGAAGGAGCUGCAGGAGCUGAAGAAGGCUGUUGAGACUCUCAAGAGCUCUGCACAGACAGCAGUGGAGGACAGUGAGAGGAUCUUUACUGAGAUGAUCCGCUCCAUUGAGAGAAGGUGCUCUGAAGUGAAAGAGCUGAUCAGAGCUCAGGAGAAGGCUGAGGUGAGUCAGGCUGAAGGACUCCUGAAGCGACUGGAGCAGGAGAUUGCUGAGCUGAAGAGGAGAGAUGCUGAGCUGGAGCAGCUUUCACACACAGAGGAUGACAUCCAUUUCCUCAAGACUUUCCAGUCAGUCAGUGAGACACCUGAUUCUAAAGACUUAUCCUGCAUCUCUGUGAACCAAGGCCUCUCUUUUGAGGCUGUGAAGAAAUCUGUCUCCUCACUAAAGACACAGCUGGAGAAUUUCUGCAAGGAGGAAGUCAUGAAGAUAUCUGCAUCAGGUUAAUCACAUUACUCACAUAUGUUUACAUGUAAUGACUUACUAUACUUUCCCUCUGGAUUGUACUAAUAAGCUAAAUGUGAUGGUGAACUUCAGGAACCUGUAUUUCUCAAUAUCACAUAUUUGUAACAUAUCCUUUGUAUGUCGGUGAAGCUGAGAUA